Kuraishia capsulata CBS 1993 is the source of this 1173-nucleotide messenger RNA. RefSeq lists its product as uncharacterized. Gene Ontology annotation, molecular function: DNA-binding transcription factor activity. The transcript has a single exon. Gene Ontology annotation, cellular component: nucleus. Bases 1 to 1173 code for a protein of 390 amino acids. The record is from RefSeq and is a predicted model, not a curated record. Lineage: Eukaryota; Fungi; Ascomycota; Pichiomycetes; Pichiales; Pichiaceae.
AUGCAGUGCAUCGAGACGCUCAGAUCGACUCUGGACCACCUCAACGAGGAUAAAGGGUUGAGUUACGUUCUUCUUCUGGUAAAUUCCUCUGACGGACAAGCGGAAGUCAUCAGCUCGGAUGAGCUCCAAGAAGCUUCCGAGGUAUUGCAAACAUAUAUACAAGAGAACCCUGUUCAUUGUACUGACCAAGAGCUUGAGAAGUGCUCUGGUUCAGACUCGUUUGAGAGCACUCAUCAGACUUCAGAUUCUCUUUUGAGGUGUAUGGUUGAUCUGGGAAAGCCGGAAUCGGUGACUUUGUAUUUGCAACUAUGUUUCAAAGCUAUCCAGCAAUCCCAGUGCAAGGUGAUCGCAAAGUCGUGGAUCAGAGCAGCUGAGCCCAAGAAACAGGCUCGGUAUCCCUACAAAAGCGGCGACCAAUCAAAACCACCUUGGUGGCCCCAUCAUGUAAGACACAAGGAGCCGGAUCACCUUCUCAAGGAAGAAAGAACAGACGUAAUGAUAGCCCUGUGUCGCACUCAUGUUAGUCAGCUACCACAGCUCAAGGCCGCUUCCCAAAGAGGUAUAAAGAUGAGUCGGUACAAAUGGCAGGUCAUGGAUGAGUUAUUCCGGGUAAUUGAGGCGGAAGCAAGAUUCAAAGAUCAGGGAAUUGGACCGUCCAACAUCGAAGUGUUGAGCCUUGAUAUGUUAAAGCCUAAGAGGAGGAGAGUCGGUGAGGCUGAAAGUUUGCCUUUCCGUUCUCCAAGACGGGUUUUAAGAAAGAUUCCCAUUGAACCCAGCCUAACAACAAGCUCUGAUGAAAGCUUUUUCCAGGACGCUUCCAACGUUUUGAGAUUCGAAAGAUUGCCUCCAAUAGGAUAUUUCAAGACCCGGGCAAACCCCAGUGCUGCCUCCAAUUUCGAGGAGUUUAAAGAUUUUGUCAACCUGACGGGAUCGUCUCCCCGAAGCGACAUCAACAAUUCGCCCAGAGACCGUGAAUUAGGCGAAGAUGCCAGAAUCGCCUUGGGGACACUUUCCACUAAUAGGAGCUACUCGACCAUGUCAAAAGUGCUGGGGUCGAAGACCGAUGAUGACCUUAAUAGAUUCUACAAUACCGAGGCACCGCUGACUUCCAAAGUGCAUGAGACAUUUUCCAGUAUUCGAAAACCCAAGAAGUUUUUGCCCUUCAGAGAAUGA